This is a messenger RNA of Gaeumannomyces tritici R3-111a-1, 525 nucleotides long. RefSeq lists its product as hypothetical. The record is from RefSeq and is a predicted model, not a curated record. The transcript has 3 exons. Lineage: Eukaryota; Fungi; Ascomycota; Sordariomycetes; Magnaporthales; Magnaporthaceae. The coding region runs from base 1 to 525 and encodes 174 amino acids.
AUGCGUAAAGGAAACCCUUGGGUUUGGCUUAAGGAGGAAAACCCUGCGCUUACGAACCGGUGCCGGGUUGGUGUUAAACCGUUGGUUCCGUUUAUUGUAGUUCGUUCGAUUGUUAAUAAAUGUUCCGGUAAGGAAGCGUUUUUGUGCCCCCGGCCAAAAGGGUGUAAUGGUAAAUUAUUUUUAUUAACGUUUUCGUGCGUAUUUUUAUUGGCCCAAUGCUUGGUUGCUUCCGUUAAAGUAACGGUAUUUUUUAUAUUUGCUAUCCGGGUGCUUGUAGUUUUGUUAAAGGUAACACGGCCAAAAUUAAUUUUACCAAACGCAUUGGCCGCGGCGGUAACGGUAUUUGUAAUGGUGGUUAAGCGGCAGUUAUUACUUUUCCUUUUUCCAAUUUCGUUGCUUUUAACGCUUUUUUUGCCCGGCCCGCUUCCCGUACUUUCCCGGUGGAAAUGCUUAAUAAUAAUAACGGUUUUUUUAGCGUUAGCAAUAAUAACGGCGGCAAUGCGCGGGUUAACGUUAAUUAUAUAA